Molecule: messenger RNA, 1248 nt
Organism: Sclerotinia borealis F-4128
Lineage: Eukaryota; Fungi; Ascomycota; Leotiomycetes; Helotiales; Sclerotiniaceae
Source: the annotation of a GenBank genome assembly
AUGGCCCCUCUAGCUCCGACCGAGAUGUUGAAAACCGAAGAUAUCGUUGUCGAUGGCAUGGUACCAAUACCAGUAUCUCAACUCGACUUUCGAAGCGAUGCCGAAAUCAUUGCGAAGCUAAACACAUACCAACCCAUUACCUCAGAGAAGAAUGUUUGGGGGUUUUGGGACAAAGGGUUUGAACAUAUGCCGGCAUGGACUAAACGAAACGUGAUCAAUUGGGUUCGUCGUCUUGGGCCAACAUGGACAGUUAGAGUAGUGAAUCUAGCCACCGGAUCUAACAAUAAUGUGUUUCAAUAUAUUCCAAUGUCGGCAAGGAAAGAGUUCCCACCAGCUUUCAACAAUAGAAAGAUGAGCGGUAAAGGGGCUGGUCAACAUGCCGGAGAUCUUGUCAGGCUUGUUGUGUUGUACCAUUUUGGUGGUGUAUAUAUGGACGUCGGUACUAUGCUGUUCCGAACUCUCGAUGAUAUUUGCUGGUCUGCUAUCGAAGAUUCAAGAACUCCAUAUAAAGUCGCUGGAUUCGCUUUGCAAUUCCGCAGAUAUUUCGGACAGAUGAUGAAUAAUUUUAUCGCGUGCCAGAAACACAACCCAUUCAUCAGAAGAUGGCAUGAGAUAUAUGUCAAGAUGUGGGGCAAUAGUACCGACGUUACAAACAUCCAUCGACAUCCUUUAGUACGCCAUUUAGGACUACUAAGGCCAGAUGAUCCGACAUUUGGGGAGAAUCCCGAUUACGAAGCUUUCACCGACUAUGCUUCUCAUUUUCUCGCAUAUGAACGAUUACGUUUGCUUCGAGAACCCGGUGAGAAGGGGUUUGAUGGUGCUUCUUACUUCAAAGAGCAUUUUUUCCUAUUAGAUGCUUGGCCGGAGAUGUAUCGUGACCAAGACGUCAUAGACGGAGAAACGAUGUUCGAAUUGCUAAAUACUGUACGAGAUACCUCCUCAAACGCAUCAAAUAGGGAUCUUCAACAAGAAGCAGAGAGAUUCGUUCAUAAUCUCCUGGUGCAUUCAUCCGUUGCAAAAUUCAGUCAGGGAUUCUGGCAGCCCGGUAUGCCACUAGCUGUGACAUCCUUCUGGAAAAGAGCCGGCAAUGAAGAAGCGGAUUCGAGGCCUGGAACUUGGGGUGAAUAUUUAAGAUAUGUGGCGACACAUUUCGAGCAGACGAGAGACUAUCGACAAUGUUUGGUGCCUCUUGUCAUUCCUGAGGAGAUGGACGAAAUUGUGGAGGUUGGAUAUUUGGAAGCGUUGUGA